Scomber japonicus (chub mackerel) is the source of this 960-nucleotide messenger RNA. It is a transcript of the gene serinc4, whose product is annotated as serine incorporator 4. NCBI's taxonomy places the organism in Eukaryota, Metazoa, Chordata, Actinopteri, Scombriformes, Scombridae. The annotation marks the transcript as partial. The transcript has 7 exons. The record is from RefSeq and is a predicted model, not a curated record. Gene Ontology annotation, cellular component: membrane.
UUUCUAAUUGUCAUAUUCUAUAGUCAGACAGGUCACGCACACUAUUUGUCGGGAGCGGCAGAAAACAAGCGUUGGUACCUGGCAGUGAUGUGCGCCACCCUCUUCUUCUACACCAUCGCCACCAUGGCCUUCACCUUCAUGUACAAGUACUACACACAUCCCAUCGCCUGCCACUUCAACAAGGCCCUGCUGUGGAUCAACCUGGGACUGUGCGGCCUCAUGUCCUUCAUUGCCGUCACACCGUGCGUGAAGCAGAAGCAGCCUCGGUCGGGGCUCCUUCAGGCCUCCAUCAUCAGCUGUUACGUCAUGUACCUCACUUUCUCAGCGCUGUCCAGUCGCCCGCCGGAGAAAGUUGUGUACCAGGGCAUGAACAUGACCGUCUGUUACCCGAGUGUGGGGCAAGAUGACAUCCAGAAAGAGGGCAACGCCGUCGCCAUCAUCGGAGCUGCCAUCAUGUACUGCUGUGUACUCUUUGCAUGUAACGAAGCUUCCUACUUGGCGGAGGUGUUUGGUCCAUUUUGGAUGAUCAAAGUUUACCGCUAUGAGUUCCAGAAAGCCAGCUGCUGUUUCUGCUGCCCUGAGGAAGAGGAAGUCGAGGACGAUUUUGAGCUGGAGAACGAGAACGAGAACAAAGGCUGUCAGAAGGUCAUUCAUAAUGAGACCCUGCGAGUGGCUUACAGCUACUUCUUCUUCCAUUUUGUCUUCUUCUUGGCCUCGCUCUACGUCAUGAUGACCCUCACGAACUGGUUCAGCUAUGAGUCUGCAGUGCUGGAGACCACCUUCACCCACGGCAGCUGGUCUACCUUCUGGGUGAAGAUGUCGUCCUGCUGGGCCUGUGUGCUCCUCUACCUCUGGCUGCUGCUGGGCCCUCUGUGCAGCUGUCAGAGCGAAUCAAGACCUCGCCGCUCACGCAUCAAACGUCGCUCAGCGUCCUCCCGUCACGUCACUGUCAGCGUCUGA